Prosopis cineraria is the source of this 2124-nucleotide messenger RNA. Its product is annotated as homeobox-leucine zipper protein HDG11-like. The record is from RefSeq and is a predicted model, not a curated record. Gene Ontology annotation, molecular function: DNA binding; lipid binding. Bases 1 to 2124 code for a protein of 707 amino acids. NCBI's taxonomy places the organism in Eukaryota, Viridiplantae, Streptophyta, Magnoliopsida, Fabales, Fabaceae. The transcript is spliced from 10 exons.
AUGGAUCUUUCUUUGAGUGUUGGAAGUGGAUCUGGUGAUGAGCAAAACACUGCUAGCUCUCAGCAGACUGGAAGGAAGUCUGCUCAUCGCCACACACCUUUACAGAUCCAGCGACUCGAAGAGUUUUUCAAGGAAUGUCCACACCCUGAUGAGGAACAACGCAAGGAUUUAGGCAAGGAGCUCGGGCUUGAACCCAAGCAAAUCAAGUUCUGGUUUCAGAACAAGAGAACUCAAACCAAGACACAGAAUGAACGAAUUGAUAACAAUGUUCUUCGUGCUGAGAAUGAAAGAAUUCAAAAUGAGAAUUGUGCAAUCAAAGAGGUUCUCAAGGGUGUGAACUGCCCUGCUUGUGGUGGCCCCGCUAAUAAUGGAGACGAAGAACACAUGCUUAAUAUUCAAAAACUGCUCCAAGAGAAUGCCUAUCUCAAACAAGAGCAUGAGAAGGCAACAAGGCUUCUUGGGGACUAUGUUGGGAAGCCUAUGAUAAUCCAAAAGGAUUUCCUAACCCUAGGAACCCCAUCAUCAUCGUCAUCAGAACAAGCAGCCAUGUCCAUGUCCAUGUCUGAUGAUAACAGCAACAUGUUGCCACCAAAACAAGGCACCAUCAACAGCAAGGCAGUCAUGUGGGAGACAGCUGUGAGCUCCAUGGAAGAACUGGUGAGGCUUCUGCGUGUGAACGAGCCACUGUGGAUCCGGUCUGAAGCUUCCGAAGAUGUCGACGACAACAACGAAGGCUUCUUCCUCCCUAACCGCAGCAGCUACGAAAGGAUCUUCCCUAGGGCUCAUCAUUUUGGCAAGAAGCUCAACAAUGCUCGUGUUGAAUGUUCCAAAGCUUCACGUGUUGUCAACAUGGGCCCCAUGCAACUGGUUGACAUGUUUCUAGACGCUGAUAAAUGGGUUAAUCUGUUCCCGACAAUUGUUGGAAAAGCGCACACAGUAGAAGUACUCGAAGCUGGUUUGCCAGGGAGCAGGAAUGGAGCCUUGCAGCUGAUGUAUGAAGAGCUUCACAUGCUGACGCCAAUGGUGCCACCUCGUGAAUUCGUGUUCCUUCGAUACUGUUACCAAACGGACAAGGAAACAUGGGUGAUCGGAGAUGUGUCGUUUGAUUCUCUUGAAGACAUUGGUGCUACAUAUUCUGCUUCUUGCUGGAAGCUUCCUUCUGGAUGCAUGAUUCAAGAACUGCCCACUGGAUUUUCCAAGGUUACAUGGGUGGAGCAUGUGGAAGUGGAGCAUCAAAGCCUUAUCGUGCACAUGCUGUAUAGAAACCUUGUUUUCAGCAGCGUUGCUUAUGGAGCUCAACGAUGGGUCGUGGCCCUUCAGCGGAUUUGCGAGAGAAUUGCUUACACCAUAAACCCUCACAUUCCUCCUCUCGAUGAAGCUCCGUUAGGGGCGAGCUCAGCAGAAGGAAGAAGGAGCUUAAUGAAGUUGGGGCAUCGAAUGAUAAGGAGCUUCUGUGGAGUGAUAAGCAUGACUGGCAGUGGAAGGGAAGAUUUUACAGAGAUAAGUGAAGAUAAUGAGAUUGGUAUCAGAGCUUUCAUCCGAAAGAAUCUCGACAGAGGUCAGCCUCAGGGCAUGACUCUCACUGCUGCUGCUCCUAUUUGGCUUCCUUUUCCUCCCAACCGUGUCUUCCACUUCCUCCGUGACGUCUCUCGCCGAUACCAGUGGGAUGUUCUUUGCCAUGAAAAUACUGAGAAAGAGAUUGUACGCAUCUCAACUGGAACUCAUCCUGGAAACUACAUAUCAAUUAUUCAGACAUACCAUGAGAGUGACAGCGUGGCAAUUCUUCAAGAAACUUGCAUGGAGCCGAUGGGAUAUGCGCUGGUGUACGCUCCAGUGGAUAAGCUGACGAUGAAUGGUGUCAUGAACGGGGAGGAUUCGGCCACCGUGUCGAUACUGCCGUCCGGUUUUGUGGUCGUGAAGGAUGGCAGCGGUGGCGGAAGGGGUGAAUGUGGUGGUGGUUCUUCUUCCGGCGGCGAAGGGUCCGUUCUGACAAUGACCUUACAAAUUCUGGUCAGCAACAGUGUGACAAUGAGGAACAUGAACAUGGAGAGUGUGGCGACGGUGAACAACCUUGUGACGGCCACACUCAACAAGAUCAAGUUUGCUCUGAUGAGUAUCGAUUAG